Messenger RNA from Cheilinus undulatus (humphead wrasse), 3975 nucleotides. RefSeq names its product inward rectifier potassium channel 2. The coding region runs from base 480 to 1796 and encodes 438 amino acids. NCBI's taxonomy places the organism in Eukaryota, Metazoa, Chordata, Actinopteri, Labriformes, Labridae. Gene Ontology annotation, biological process: regulation of monoatomic ion transmembrane transport; potassium ion import across plasma membrane. The record is from RefSeq and is a predicted model, not a curated record. Gene Ontology annotation, cellular component: plasma membrane. Gene Ontology annotation, molecular function: inward rectifier potassium channel activity. The transcript has 3 exons.
CUGGAGAGGGUUAUGGCAGAAUUUGCAGCGUCAGGAAGCCACGGGAAGCUGAGCGAACACAGUAAAAGAGCAGUAAGGAGAAAAAGGGGCUGUGCAGAGAGCAGAAGUGGCACGUAUGGGACUUAACACGACAAGAAGACGGUAGAUGUGGACGGCGAGGACCAACAGCGCUGCAGACAUUGUUUAAACAUGCUCUAUAAGUGCAGGAAUUGUGCUGCUAACUUUGAGUGUUCCUUGCAUUAUUUAGACAGCAGCUCAUUUCACUGAUGAGGUUCAAAGCAGCUGUCGGAGAGGAGUGACCCACCCUCCACCAAAGGUGCACAGCACGCCUGCAGAAGCCCAGGCCCCGCUGCCUUCUAGUCCCCGUUUUCUGCUCGAGUUUGGCUCUGGAUCAUUCAAAACUGUUUCUCCAACGCUUUUAUCAAAAACUUAGACUGUUUUCCAAAGCAGAUUCGGCCCAGCCCUCCCAGGCGGAAGCAAUGGGGAGUGUGCGAAGCCACCGUUACAGCAUUGUGUCCUCUGAGGAAGAUGGCAUGAAGCUGGCCGCUCUUGCCGUCCCAAAUGGCUAUGGAAACGGCAACGUCAACAAGGUGCACACGGAGCACCAGCAUCAGAGCCGCUUUGUCAGGAAGGAUGGCCACUGCAAUGUGCAGUUUAUCAAUAUGAGUGAGAAAGGCCAGCGGUACCUGGCAGAUAUCUUCACCACCUGCGUGGACAUCCGCUGGCGAUGGAUGCUGCUCGUGUUCUGCCUUUCUUUUGUUCUUUCGUGGUUAUUUUUUGGCUUUGUCUUCUGGUUAGUGGCCCUCUCUUAUGGGGACUUGGAGAAUGAGACUCAAAUGUGUGUUUCCAAUGUGGACAGCUUCACCGCUGCUUUUUUGUUCUCAGUGGAGACACAAACCACUAUCGGCUACGGCUAUAGAUACGUGACAGAGGAGUGCCCCGUUGCUGUCUUCAUGGUUGUCUUCCAAAGCAUCGUGGGCUGCAUCAUUGAUGCUUUCAUCAUCGGGGCAGUCAUGGCAAAGAUGGCCAAGCCCAAAAAAAGGAAUGAGACACUGGUGUUCAGCCAUUACGCCACUGUGGCCAUGAGAGAUGGUAAACUUUGCCUCAUGUGGCGUGUGGGAAACCUGCGGAAGAGUCACCUGGUGGAAGCCCACGUCAGGGCUCAGCUACUCAAGUCCCGCACCACAGCCGAGGGCGAGUACAUCCCUCUGGAUCAGGUGGAUAUUGACGUGGGCUUCGAUAGCGGCAUUGACAGAAUUUUCCUGGUGUCCCCAAUCACAAUUGUGCAUGAGAUAGAUGAGGACAGCCCUUUUUACGAGAUGAGCAAACAGGAGCUGGAGACGUCAGAGUUUGAGAUCGUGGUGAUCCUUGAAGGCAUGGUGGAGGCCACGGCGAUGACCACGCAGUGUCGGAGCUCCUACGUGGCCAGCGAGAUCCUCUGGGGCCACCGCUUCGAGCCAGUCCUCUUUGAGGAAAAGAACUACUACAAAGUGGACUACUCUCGCUUUGACAACACAUACGAGGUGCCCAGCACACCUGACUGUAGUGCCAGAGAGCUGGCUGAGAGGAACUCCAACGCCUCCAGCCGGAGGAACUCGUUUUGUUAUGAGAACGAGGUGGCUCUGGAGAAAGUGGAGAUGGAGGAGGAGUUGGAGGAUGAGGACAACAGGGAGAUGAGGGGCGUUGAGGUCUUUGCACUUGAGGACACAAACAUAGAUGUGGUGUCAGACUCUGAAUGCAAUCUGGACUCUUUGCCUUUGGAAUCAACGCCUUUGACGGCAGAAUCAGAAAUAUGACUUCAGAGAUAAAGAAGAAUUAAAAUACUGCAGGGUAUGGUAAAACUAGCUUGAAUUUGGUCCUGAUGCUGUUUUUAAUGCAUGCCAGUUUGUAAAAGACUGUGAUUUGAGUAUGAAGUUCUUUAUGCAAAAGCUUCGCCAUAAGACACCGUGAGAAUCCAGAUGUUCUGGUCGUUUAUGGUGAACGUGGUAAUUUAUAAUUGGUUGCAUGAUGGGAUUUGAUGGGUAAAGAUGUCAUCACUUACACACUGUGAAGUCUUUCUUAAAAUAUUCUCAAAAAUGUUCAACUUGUAAAGAAGAGGUUGACCAGAAAAUUUCUACUCUUAUUUAUUGAAUUUAGAGUUCCCAACCUGUAAAUUUUCCACAAAGCAUCUUUGAUGUGUGAGCUUCUUUUUGGCCCAGUGUCACAUAAGAGUGACUUUUAAAGCUAAUUUAUCUAAUUUUAAAGCUCCUGUGAGGUGUUUUUGGUGACCCCUGUGGACAGAGCAAUAUCUCUUUACUGAUUUUGUCCUUUAAAAGCGAAAGUGGUCCCUUUCAACAAAAAUAUCUCAGCCUUUCCCUAGAAAAAGGUUCAUAUGUCUGAAAUCUACCCCCUGGCAGCGGUUCCAGGCAUUAGAAUUAACAUAAUAGAAAUAAACAAUCUUCUUGCUGAUGGUCUGGUUUGCAUAAAGAGGCAUCAGCAUUAAUUUCAGUCAGUUUAAUUUGGAGCACAAAAAUCCUAACAGGAGCUUUAAUAAAAUACAUAUUUUUAAAUCAAUUUAACUCCACUUUUGAGUUUUUUCCUUUAAUGCCAACCUAAAUAUGAUUUAUUUGAGAAAUUUUUAAUUUAAGUCUAUUAUUUAAAGGCUACUUAAAAUGUUAAAUCCCCUUCGUAAAGGUUUGUUAAUGAGCUGGUCUCUUAGCAAGUCAUAUUAAUACUCUCUUCACUGUGUUUGUCUUUGUGUUGCUCUGACGAUGCAAGGCAGGACAGAGAUUAUCUGGCACUCAUCAGGAUCACAAGUACACAGUGCUCCUCAAACUAUCAUCUUGUCUCAAUGCGGCAUCUUUUGCAAUGUGUGCCUUAAAAGAAAGUCCCAGUCCUGGUGGAAGGUUUGGCUUUUACAAAGCACACACUGCAAGAGUUGUCAUAAGAAGAAGCAUUAAAAGUAGGGCUGUCAACAUUAAUGCAUUAAUCAGGAUUGAUUAAGGUCCAUAAUUAGUGUGUUCUUUACUUAAAUGGCAUUCUUUAUGGCCCUUUUUCUGCCCACUUUAAAACACUGUAGCGUCUCCCUGCAACCAGUGAUGUGAAGCAAGUCCACCACUGAUCCUCAAUGUCUCAUUUCACUUUACAAAACUGUCAGACAGCUCAGCAGACAAGUCAAAAGUCAUCUGUAUUUUGUGUUAUCAAUCACAAAUUUACCUUUUUUUCUUAUUUCAUUUUUAAUCCAUAACAAGCUUUUUUUCUGUGGUUGAAUUCAUGUCAUAACCUUUGAUCUAUCCAAAAUUACUUUCUUUCAAAUUGAAGCAGGUCUGUUUCCAAACAGGAAGGUAUGAAAGCCCAUUUCUAGCAUUAAAAAAGGAAAAGAUAUGAAAGUAAGGUAAAUAUUAAUAAAUAAUCUUAAAUCGAAAUUAUGAGAUUAAAAGGCUAUCGUUAUGACACUUUGUAAGUCUUAAUUGUAAGUUAUGUCAAAAUUACGGGAUAAAAAGUCAUAAUAACAAGAUAAAAGUUGAAAUUAUGACAUUAAAAGUCAUACUAAUAAAAUCAAACUUGAAAUCGUGAAAUAAAAAGUACAAAUGUUAAAAUUAAAGUCAAAACUAUGACAUGAAAGUAAAAAUUACUAAAGUAAAGUCACAAUUGUGAGAUAAGAAGUCAUAAUAUCACAAUCACAAUUGAAAUUACGAGAAAAAACUUAUAUUAUAAAAUGAAAGUAAAAAUGAUGACAGAAAAGUCAAUAAUGAGAUAGCAAAAUCAGAAUUAUGAGAAAAAAAUUGCAACUCUGACAUUAAAAGUUAAAAUUAUAAGAUUAAAGUCAAAAUGACGGCAGAAAACGUAAUGUAAUUAAAAAGUAAUUAAUAUGAGAUUAAUGUUUAAAUUCUGAAUUAUGAGAUUUGAGUCAAAUUUAUAACAUAAAAAGUCAUAGUUCUGAUAUUAAAAAAAUCUGAAUUGUGAGAAAAAUUUAAAUUAUGAUCUACAAAGUGA